Molecule: messenger RNA, 1819 nt
Organism: Theobroma cacao (cacao)
Lineage: Eukaryota; Viridiplantae; Streptophyta; Magnoliopsida; Malvales; Malvaceae
Source: RefSeq, a predicted model, not a curated record
GGUAAUCCCAAUAAAAAAACCUUAAAAAAAUUCGCUCUGCAAUAGUGGAAUCAGUUUUAAUGGAGAGUCUUCCCUUUCUCAGUGAAAGUUUUCCUCCCACACGGAACAACCAUAACAAUAUACACCCUUAAAAAUAAAAAGGUGAAUCAAUAAUUCGUUUUUUUUAUUAUUUUGGAAUUUUUGCUUUGAAUCUCGAAAUCAUAUCCAAUCGAAGUUUCAAUCAACAGCAGAUUUUCUCACUUGGUGGUGCGGGAUUAUAAUGCACCAAGUACCAGUACUUUUAUAUGGGCAUUGGACAUAAGUAAAAGGAAUGGGUGGUUGCUGCUGUUGCUCUUCCAAGGGAGUUGAAAUAAGUAGUGCACCAGGAUAUUAUUAUUACCCAAGAGCCUCAGAUGAGCGUGUGCCUUUAUCUUCUCACAGUGGUGCUGCCUCUGCCCUCUCCACUGGACUCCUGGUUGACACAAAUCUGGAAGUAUCAGUUCCCGAUGCUUAUAGACCCCCUCCUGCUCCAAUGCCGUUUGAUGCAGUUUUAGGACCUUCUCAAAAUCCAUCAGUGGCCCAAGGAAUUCACAACAGUAAGAGUGAUGAAGCGGUGCAAACAACACAUGUUGAUUCCGGUCAAGAAACAGUUGGUGUGGACACUCGAGAGACUUCUAUAAAAUCUGAGGACACUAAGGAAUCAGACUGCAAAGCACAAUUCAAUACUGAAAUUGAGUCACCAAAAGGGCUAGAAGUUGAACUUUCAAAACCAGUUGAAUCAAUUGCGCCUACAAAGGAGGAGGAGGAUGUUUGUCCAACCUGUUUGGAAGAGUAUGAUGCAGAAAAUCCAAAAAUUAUCACAAAAUGUGAACAUCAUUUUCACCUUGCAUGUAUUCUUGAAUGGAUGGAAAGAAGUGACACUUGUCCUGUGUGUGAUAAGGAAAUGAUAUUCGACCUAACCACUUAAUAGUGUCCUGGUGGUGGACUCAGCUUUAGCUUCUUCAAAUUAAGUGUGUUUCAGAGGUUUCAACAUACCAAACACAUCAGAAUUUCAGUUUUUACUUUUUCCCCUCAUUUGUCACCCUAUUAGUGGCUUCUGCAGAUUUGGCGAUAGUUUGGUUUUGGAUUUCUCUUUCUUCAUUUUCUUAGUUUCCUUUUCUUUUUUCUUCUUUUUAUGGGGAGUCAUGCCUAUUUGUGAGCGUAGUGUCUUUGUGCUUUCAUCCUUGGAACUUGAAACUUAUGAAAAUGAAUAGAUGAAAAGAAAGGAGAAAGAAAUACAGAAAAACAUAAACAGAAACUGGUUUGAUACCAUUUCAAAGGUUAAUUCUUCAUGGCCGAUACACUGCCCUCUAUGUUUAGAUCAGCUUGUCAUUACUUUCUACCUUCUUCAUCAAUAAGCAAGUGCCUGAAGUUGCUUACAAGAUGGAAUAGGAUGCUGCCAUGCAGGUUACCAGUGCUUUUUUUGUCCAGAAAACCUACUUAGUUGCACAGAACAGCAGAAAACUCUUUCUUCUCACAUAUAUAUUACUUUUCCAUGAGUCUGCAAGCUCAAAUCCUGUGAACAGAUGUUUCAUUACUUUCUUCGGAAUGCUUCUGUAAAUGGCAUGUGGUUACACUCAUCUACCUGUUCAUCUUUAUGUGAAAUUGUCUGAUGGUGGUGGAUGUGCAAGUGUCAUGAGCUUGUGAGAACUCCUUAGAAUGAUAAGAAUUUCAUUUGUGUAGUGAAUUUCUUCUUAUUCUCAUAAAACAGAAGGGAUAAACUGAAUAGCCAAUAUGUAUAUUACAUGACUCAAUGUAUAUAUAAAAGUAUGCACGUCAAAGUUGGAUCAUUAUUUAUUUA